Messenger RNA from Silurus meridionalis, 555 nucleotides. Its product is annotated as beta-microseminoprotein-like. The record is from RefSeq and is a predicted model, not a curated record. Lineage: Eukaryota; Metazoa; Chordata; Actinopteri; Siluriformes; Siluridae. The transcript has 4 exons. The coding region runs from base 109 to 438 and encodes 109 amino acids.
UGGAUUGGCUGUUCUCAUUGGGUGUAAUCCUCAUACAUCUAACCUUCAUUAAUAUAAACCAACCAACUACGUUAGGUCGUAGAUUUUAAAACUUCCCAACCCGGAAAUAUGUCCGUUCUGAAAAUAUCAGUGAUCGUGGGCUUCGUGCUCCUUGCUCUCUUCUCUGUGAGCCAUGCUGCAUGCUGGCAUGGGAAAAACGAACCAGGGGUGGAUGGUUGUCAGGAUUUUGAGGAUAAAACAUGGCACGAGUUUGGAUCCAGCUGGAAAAACAGCAAGUGUUCAAAGUGCUGGUGCAACCCUGAUUUUAUUAGAUGCUGUCAUGGAUGGCCAACAAGCGUAUCUGCAGGAUGCAGCAUUGAAUACGAUUAUAGCAAGUGUACAUAUAAAAUCACUAAUAAUGCCAAUCCAGGUGCCCCAUGCGCUGCAUCAGGAAAGUGAUUCUGAAGAUCAUAUCAGUAGAUUGAUCAUUGUGUGACUUCUGAGAUCUGAAAUACAAAAAAAAGACAUGUUCCUGAUGAGAUUUAGCUGCAAUUGCAAUAAACUUUUAUUGCUGAA